Symbiodinium sp. CCMP2456 is the source of this 2955-nucleotide messenger RNA. The record is from the annotation of a GenBank genome assembly. NCBI's taxonomy places the organism in Eukaryota, Dinophyceae, Suessiales, Symbiodiniaceae.
AUGCGCACGGCCACGAUUGAGAUUGGCGGUGUGAAGUUUCGCGAGCAGUGGCUCCUUUCUUCGGUCACUCAGCCGUUGUUCUGUGUUGGAAAGCUGAUGCGCAAGAAUGGUUGGGACAUCAUCCAUGACGACACAAAAGUCCCUUGCCUCACGAGUCCUGAUGGCUCCACCAGAGUGCCGCUGUUCUACAAGAACUACAGCCUGCAUGCGCGAGGUUCCAUCCGAGGUGUGUUUGGGCAAGACAACAUCACCGAGCCGGCAAUAAGAGCGCUCGAGGUGACAGGCCCAUGGCUUGAGUUGAAUGAUGCGUUUCAUGAAGUUGCCCCGCAAGUGUAUGCCCGGCGUGACAACACAGAUUGCUUUCUUGAUUGCGGUGAUGCUCUUGCACACCUUGGAGUGCAGCACCGAACGACGGUCAGGCAAGACAGCCUAGGCUGGAAUGUGGCCGAGUUCAAUCAGGAUGUGACUUUGCUUGAGCAGCCAGAGGCUGAGUUCCAGCCCAGGCGAAUCCACCAGACAAUCACGAUUGGUUCCGUUGGCAAAGUUGACAUAGAUGCUCUCUUCAAUCGCAAGCCCAGGCAUGUUCAGGCUGCGCCAGAUGAUGAUGCCAUGCUUGAUGACGGGCUUCCAGCCCUCCCUGAGGAGUGUGCCGGUGAUGUGGUUGAUCAGGAUGAAGUGCUGGCUGGCAUCGACGAAAUGCUUGGUGCAGAGGCUGAGGCAGCAACCGCUGCUCAGCAGAGCCAGCCAGGGCACAUCGUUGUUGAUGGCGUUGAGCUGCAUGAAGGCUGCAACUUGAAGACAAUCAGAGCUGCUUGCGAGGCUCUGGGCAUAGGCAAGAGUGGAGGUAAAGCUACCCUUCUUGCGAGGAUUGCCAGUCAUCUUGAUAAGCAGCGACUUCUUGAAAAGCACCAAGUUGAGUACGACGCCACAGCCAAACAGCAACAGCCGAGAGAGCAAAGACCAGUCGAAACGCCAACACCAGAACAAGUACGACUACAUUCACUGUCACACAUCCCGUUUGCACCCUGGUGUGAACAUUGCUUGAAAUUCCAGGCGAGAGAGGAUAGGCAUUCCAAAUCGCGUCCCGAGACGCGUGAAUGCAGUGUUUGUUCAUUCGACUAUUGCUUCACAGAGCGGCCCACUGGUGAGCGCGGCCAGAAACUCAUCUGCCUUGUGGCCAAGGACAGCCACACGGGAGCUGCCAUCGCAAUUCCUACCCCGGCCAAAGGGGGAGCAGUGCCUUUUAGAUUCCUCGUCGCAGAACUUUGCAAGUUCAUCAACUUCUGCGGCCAUUCCGAGAUUGCUUUGAGGUCAGAUGGCGAAGCCACGUGUCGUGCUCUGCAGCAAGGGGUGAAGGACUUGAGAACCAAACUGAAGCUUGUUACACACCUCGAGCAAACUGAGAAGGGAAAUCAUCAAGGAAAUCCAGCAGAACAGGCAGUGGACCAGCUACGGCAAUUGACCGGGACUCUCUUGUCGCAGGUCGAGGAAGCAACCGGCAAGCAGGUUGCAACGAUGUCCCCGUUGCAUGGUUGGUGCUGGCGCCACGCUGGAUGGCUGCAGAUGCGCUACUCGCGCACAGGUUGCCCCAGCAGUACGAUGCAAAAUUUCUUGAAAGCCUUCGUGACCAACCGUGGUCACAGGCCAGCUUCCUGGCGGGGCAAAGAUCCGUCUGAUCAGACAGCCGAGGAGGCACCGGCGCCAGAAGUUGUUGAAGAUGAGGGUCCGCAGACCAUGCCGUAUCCGGGGCAUGUGGUACCGGAUGAUACUUUGUUGUCCGACCUUGCGCCGCCGCCACCGUUGCUGCGAACGCCAGAGCCGCCUACUCCUUCCAAUCCCAGUGCCGUGACACCGGCCCACAUGUUGCCCUCCUUGACGCCCGUGCUGCCUGAGACAGCAUCACCCUUGCCAAUGUUGGUCGAGCCGAGUGCAAGCGCUGGCGGGGAUGAACCCACAGCAGCUGGCGGGGAUAGUGCACCAACGGCUGGAAGUUCCGGCGGGGAUAGUGCACCAACGGCUGGAAGUUCCACCGAAGGCCUUCCUUCUAGUGGCACCGUCAGAGCGAGGCCAGCAGAUGCGCCAGCUGAUGCACCCGUGCCAUCACGCACGAAGCGGCUGCGCCUUGAUGCUGUUCAGACAGAUGCAAGCGGCAAUCAUUUGUUUCAUCAGGAUGAAGAUGUCACUCUAGAGGGAGAAGCAGCUGAAGAAUUUCUUGAUUGUGGUGAAUCAGCAGAUGGAGUUGAGUAUGAACCCGAAGCAGCCCCUGAAAUACCUUCUUGCUUGAUCAAACCAUUUUCUGAAAGCGAGCCGGCAUGCAGCCCAGCUGAACUUGAUGAGAUUGACCAAGUGGCAGACCAGUUUGAGUUUGACAGACUUGUGCAGCUCGGAGUCAUGACCGAGGUAGCUGCUAAGCUUGAUGGGCAUCGCAUGCUGACGACCAAGAGCGUCAGAACUUGGCGGCCGAAAGUGCUCGCUGGGCAGAAGGUGUGGCUGCGUAGGUCGAGGCUGGUUGCUCGGGAGUAUGCACAUCUUGAUCCAGAGAGGUCAGGUCUGUUUUGUCCCACGACGAGCCAGAUAAUGUUGCGUGUGAUCCCGGCACUGUUCCUGCGCCGUCGGGAUGCUGGCUGGUCAUUGCUCAGCCUAGAUGUGUCUGAUGCGUUUUUGCAGUGCGAUCAACAGCAUGCAACCUUGACCCGUAUAGGCAAUAAGUGGUUUAAGCUUUUGAGGAUGCUGCCAGGGCAGAGGGAUGGAAGCGUCACGUGGUACAAUGAUUUUACAAGUGAGAUGAAAAGCGCUGUUGGCGUUGAAUUGCUUCCAGAGAGCCCAGCACUGUUUAGACUCCCGGCGUCAGCCGGAGGAGGCUAUGUGCAUGUCGAUGACAUGCUGUGCGGCGGUGUGGCUGCCCUCCUUGGGCGCUUGGGGUCAGCUUUCUGGAGCGUCGGCAUUUGCUUGUGA